Messenger RNA from Colossoma macropomum (tambaqui), 787 nucleotides. RefSeq names its product mediator complex subunit 10 (gene med10). Gene Ontology annotation, biological process: positive regulation of transcription by RNA polymerase II. NCBI's taxonomy places the organism in Eukaryota, Metazoa, Chordata, Actinopteri, Characiformes, Serrasalmidae. The record is from RefSeq and is a predicted model, not a curated record. Gene Ontology annotation, molecular function: transcription coregulator activity. Gene Ontology annotation, cellular component: chromatin; mediator complex. The coding region runs from base 109 to 513 and encodes 134 amino acids. The transcript is spliced from 4 exons.
GGUUGCCCGUAGCCGCUUAGCUCAGCGUUGCUAUGAGGUUCGUUUCUGCUCCGUAGUUUGUCGUUUUGUUUUGUUUCUGUUUCUGUUUCUGUGAUAAUUUUCCACAUCAUGGCCGAGAAGUUCGAUAAUCUGGAAGAACACCUUGAGAAAUUCAUCGAAAACAUACGACAGCUGGGGAUCAUAGUGAGCGAUUUUCAGCCCAGCAGCCAAACUGUGCUCAACCAGAAACUGAACUUCAUGAUCACAGGACUGCAGGACGUUGAGAAAUGUCGACAGCAGCUGAACGAUAUCCACGUACCUUUGGAAGCGUUUGAAUACAUCGAUCAGGGCCGCAACCCUCAGCUAUACACUAAAGAGUGCCUGGAACGAGCCUUGGCUAAAAACGAGCAAGUGAAGGGAAAGAUUGACACCAUGACAAAAUUUAAAAGUCUCCUCAUCACUGAGCUGGGGAAGGUUUUUCCAGAAGAAAUGGCCAAAUAUAAAGCCAUCCAUGGAGAUGACCCUCCUUCAUAGACACACGCACCAUUUUAACAGCAGUAUUAAAGUUGUACAUAUGCUGAUAGUCAUGUUUUGUAAGAUUCAAAGCAUCUGUCUUGUUUUGCAUUUUUACAGCUUUUUCAGUGUUUCUGUUUGCCUUUGUAUUCCCUGAAGAUAUUCCUGUUGCUUUAAAAGGUGUGAGACGUUUUGUAUACAACUAAAAUUGAGUUUCAUUUUUUGCGUGAUCUAUUGUUUUCUUUCUGUUGGCUAUGUGUGUUUCUUUUUUAAAUAAAUAAUUAUUUAAAGUUCA